This is a messenger RNA of Penicillium waksmanii, 1464 nucleotides long. Its product is annotated as aldehyde dehydrogenase family protein. NCBI's taxonomy places the organism in Eukaryota, Fungi, Ascomycota, Eurotiomycetes, Eurotiales, Aspergillaceae. The transcript has 2 exons. Gene Ontology annotation, molecular function: aldehyde dehydrogenase (NAD+) activity. Bases 1 to 1464 code for a protein of 487 amino acids. The record is from RefSeq and is a predicted model, not a curated record.
AUGACCGUAACAGCAGCAGAAAUUCUGAAGACAAUCCCGCCAGUCAGUGAAUAUCGUUGGUCGUGUAAGGAUGUUUCCCAGCGGUUCACCGUCGUGAAUCCCGCGACAGGGAAGCCGAUAACUGUCGUCCAGGCCGGAAAUCCCGACACAGCAGAUAAGGCCGUCCAAGCAUCACAAAAGGCAUUCGAGUCGUGGCGAUGGAAGACUCGACAGGAACGCUCAGUCUAUCUCAUACAGGCUGCCGACGAGCUUCAAAAGCACGUCGGUGAAUUGGCCAUUCUGCUAUGCCUUGAGAACGGGAAACCUGUCAAAGAUGCAUCAUUUGAUCUUAUGUUUCUGGUGGGAGUGUUUCGUUACUUCGGAUCUAUUGCCGACAAACUACCUUCGGAAUUUUUCGACCAAGGAAAUAUCUAUUCGAGUGUGAUUUAUGAGCCACAUGGGGUGUGUGUGGGUAUUUUGCCGUUCAAUUGGCCUCCGGUCCAUGCUGGGGGGAAAUUGGCCCCAUGUCUGGCGGCUGGCAAUACCAUGGUCCUAAAGCCAGGAGAGCAGGCUCCGUUGACAUUGAUGCGCAUUGUUCAAAUACUGCAGUCCGUCUUCCCCGAAGAUGUUGUCCAGGCGAUUCCUGGUCUGGGCCCGGAGUUGCCACAGGCCUUGAUCAGUCACCCACUAGUCAAAAUGGUCUCGUUGACAGGCUCUACCGCAUCAGGCUCGAAUGCUGCCCAGCUUGCUGCAGUUACCCUGACCCCUACAGCACUGGAGCUUGGAGGAAAGAAUGCCUUUGUUAUCUUCGAAGACGCUGAUCUAGAGUUAGCUGUGCGCGAUACUGUGGAUGGGGCCUUUUUCAACAAGGGUGAAUCAUGCACCGCCGCAUCACGGAUUUUAGUUCACAAAGACCUUUACCCGACUUUCGUUGAUCGCCUCACAAUAGCAGUCAAGAGGUUGUGCGCCGGUGAUGGACUUGAUGAAAAGACUCACAUCGGCCCUGUUGUGUCUCUGGAGCGUCAACAGGAGAUACUAUCCUAUAUCGAAGAAGGCAAGCGUCAAGGAGCGACUUUAUCUGCGCAGGGAAGCCUACCUACAGCCGAAGACGUCAAACCUGAAAUGACUAUUGCACACAAGGAGAUCUUCGGACCUGUCGUUGUUGUAGGCUCUUUUGAAACGGAAGAGCAAGCCGUCACAAUCGUCAACUCCUCGCAGUACGGACUUUUUGCAGGGGUAUACUCCGCGGACUUCAAUCGAGCUCUGCGAGUUACUCGAAAGUUGGACGUUGGGGUCGUGUUGGUGAAUAAUUACUUCCGCGCCCUUUUGGGAACGCCGUUCGGGGGUGUGAAGGACAGUGGAUAUGGCAGGGAACAUUGGAUUGGAACACUAAGGGAAUGGAGUCGUAUCAAAAACGUUCGCUUCCCAAGCGGACUGGGUACUAUACCAGCUUGGGGUAGCGCUAGUGAUGUAUGCAAGCUGUAG